Messenger RNA from Paramormyrops kingsleyae, 3160 nucleotides. Its product is annotated as rho-related GTP-binding protein RhoH-like. Gene Ontology annotation, molecular function: GTPase activity; GTP binding. Gene Ontology annotation, biological process: small GTPase-mediated signal transduction. The record is from RefSeq and is a predicted model, not a curated record. NCBI's taxonomy places the organism in Eukaryota, Metazoa, Chordata, Actinopteri, Osteoglossiformes, Mormyridae.
UUCCCUCCUUCACCUAUCUAUAAACCCCCUUUUCUAUAAAUUAGGCCCAAAUUCAUAUAAACGCCACCAGCUUCUCUGUGUAUGUAAGCAGUGCCCGUGACGUUUUUCUACGUUAUCACACGUGUUUGCCGUUAUAAUCUCCGUGAGGCUCUGGAGAUAAGUAAUGAUGAACUCGUCAGUCGACAGACAUCGUAACCACACUCAUGGGAGUUUGAGCCUACAUCCGGCCUCCUGAAGUAAAGUACCUCAAAGUUCACAGCACCAGGUGAACCGAAGCUGGCUUCCCCUCACGUUCGGUGGCUGCACAGAGCUGCUGAUAGUGCCCUUUGAUUACCGCUGUAAACUGACCCGCCCUGCCUUCGCCUAAAAUUGCAUCUAUAUAUAUACGGUAAUGGAGGCAAAUGGCGCAACUAUAGGUGGCGCAAAGGACUGAUACUGACAUACUGUCAAUGAAAAAAAUUGCCAUCACCGAAGCAAAAGAAACAGUCUGCGCGUUAAAGAAUUUUUACGACCAAAGUAAACAUUAAUUUUCAUACAAUACGAAACUAAGUAUAUGAUUAUAGUUUAGUCAAAUAUGAAUGUUUUUCAUAUAUAUUCUUUUUACCCAUAUAAUGGCCUAUGUGACCCAGCAAUAUAAUAACGAUACACGCUUUGGAUUGUUAUAAAAAAUUUGCAGAGAAUACAGUCACGUGUCAGAAAAUAUAGAGAGAUACGGAUAAAACCCAAGGCAGGUUAACUUAGUGAGUACAGGGCAAAAAGUGAUGUAACAGCAGAGCAAAAAUGUUUUCUCGUGGUUUGUUCUCGUCUCGCCGGAACUUACUACAGAAUUAAGGUGAGGCAUGAUUUGCAACACCUGCCUCAUAACUAAAGAAUCCAUACACGAAGCAGAAAAAAACAUACAUAUGGAGAAAAGUGAAGUGUCUCACUGGUUAUCACCAGCGCAGAUAUCACUAAGUGGUGAAGGUUUCCGAGGUCAUUAAUGACUCCGCGCUAAUGAUAAGCUCACUCAGCAAAUCUCGGCGUCCAGAAAGCACAGGCAACGCGCCGUAGGUCAGCCCAGGCACGUUAUUCACCAAUUAAAUUCCCCAGAAAUGAACGGAUGUCUCAGAAAGGAACUCCCCAUCUGCAGCCGCUGGUAAUCGACGGGCCGCUGCGCUGAGACGCGGAGCUUCUCGCCCGUGCAGGUUAUCAAAUGCAGCAGAAACAUCACUAAUAGGCUUCCGCUGCAGCAGUGCGGCAUGGAGAAACAGUGACCAUCUGGAGAACUUUAUCAGCUGGAGUGGGGUGAUGCAGCCAUCUGCUCUUCUUCUGCCGCGCAGGAAGUAAAACAGACAACCUUUUGAUGCCUUCUGACCGUCUUUCCUGUCUGUGAGCACAAGUACGCAGCCGGAUUCUCUUGACAGACCGAAAUAUUAGCGAAAAUGAACGAGGCCAACGGGAUCCAGCUGAAGUGCGUGUUGGUGGGGGAUACGGCCGUGGGGAAGACCGCGCUACUGGUGCGCUUCAGCUCGGAGACGUUCCCGGACAGCUACAAGCCGACCGUCUACGAGAACAUGGGCGUGGAGGUCUUCAUGGACGGCGUUCCGAUCAACCUCGGCCUCUGGGACACGGCCGGAGCCGACAGCUUCCGGCAGAUCCGUCCCAUGUCCUACCUCCAAGCCGACGUGGUGCUCCUCUGCUACUCAGUAGCCAACCACAGCUCCUUCGCCAACGUGCGGCACAAGUGGAUCGGCGAGGUGCGACAGCACCUCCCAGAGGUGCCCGUGCUGGUGGUGGCGACGCAGACGGACCAGCGCGAGGCGGGCGCGCACCGCGCCAGCUGCACGUCCUCCGCUGAGGGCAAGAAGCUGGCGCACGACAUCCAGGCCAGGGGCUACCUGGAGUGCUCGGCGCUCAGCAACCGGGGCGUGCAGCAGGUGUUUGAGUGCGCCGUGCGGACCGCCAUCAAGCAGACCAAGAGGCGACCACACAGGAGACUCUUGGAUAUAAACGCUUGCAGGAUGUUCUAGCUUCCAUUUUUCUAGAAAUGGUCUCUUUACUUUGUUUUCAAAAAUGUUCUAAAGGUGCUUUUCCUAAAUUCUGGACAGCAACACGAAUAACUUGAAAUGCUCCACGAGGGUUUUUAAUGCAAACACGCGGAAGGAGACUUUCUCAUGCUUUCGAAUAUUGAAGCGGAGCUAACAUUCUUGAGAUGUGCCGGUCGUGUUUUGUUGCAAUGUAAUGCUCAGCCGUUGCGCUAGAUGCUGUGUACGGAGUCCAAAAUCCACUUAAGAGAGCUAAAUACUGUCAUUUUGGUCAUUAUUGGGCCCACUGUGUUAUUUUGUUGCACCAUUAACGUUUGAACGUUCUGUGACGGGAUAUUCCAGGUUGUAGAGUAGUAGCUUGCCACAAAUAUAAAAAGUAGAACCGCCACAGGUUGUAUAAGUAUGAUUAGUUAACAACAACAACACUCAUUGGCAUGUAUAUGAAGUGGGACUUAUUCCUGUAUGUAGGAAUUAAAUACUAAUAGUAAUAUAGGAGUUUUAUUUAGGAACAUUUUUAAUUUUAUUUUUAAUUUGCUAUGUGAAUAUGUUUGGCUGAUGAUUGGAGUUGGUACAAUAAAAAGACCAAUCUCAAAUAUUAUUUAAAAACGCAGUUUCAACACAGUAAAUAUUAGAAUGUACAUAGUGUUUUGAGGGCCGUUCUGCUUUUAUUCAUUUUUAUAAUUAAUUUAUUCGCAUCAGUAAGAGGCUGUCGUUUGAUUCGCCAAUCCACGACACCAAGCACAUGGUGGACGCUGAAUAAAUGGGGGCACAGACACCCCUGGAUCUUGUAUUGACGGACGUCCAAUUAACGCGCAAAUCCUUAAGGGCUCCAAAGUUUAACAGAACCGUAAUCUGCUGAGCCAGGUGAUGGGUGAGCAGGAAAAAUGUAACUCUUUCAACAUAAACAUAUUUAUAUGUUUUCUUUGUUCAACAUAUAUUCCCAUUAAAUAGUGUAAAGCUGUCACAAAUUUUGUUUGGAUCCAAAAGACAAUCAACAAUAAAUUUGAUCUAUAUCUGAAUUAUCGUUAUGCAGUAUAUAGAGUAAAUCUACAUUUAUCUAAUAAAGAAUUUUCGAAGCAACUUAAAAUUGGCUAUAGUGUUUUAACAAUGUCAAAAUAAAUUUUUGCUUAAGUUUA